AUGGCGUACCGUAAUACCAGACGCAAGUUAGAUGAUUAUGCCGCCGCAGAUGCCUGGAUGAGAUACGACGAAACUCUCCCUCUUUCUCUGUCAUACCCCAUUCAGUUCUUCGUCCGUAUGUUUUCCGGAGGCAAAACAUUGGUUCUUCAAGCUGAUUCCUCAGACUCAGUUGCAUCAGUUCACCGGAAAAUCCAGUCGAUCACAGGAAUUCGAUCAAUUCAAUCGACCUCAGGUGUACCACGAAUGGAACAGCGAUUAAUCUACCGAGGGAAACAGCUUCAGUUGCAACAAAGGUUAUCCGAAUGUGGUGUACAAAACGAUGACACUCUACAACUCGUUGGAAGAAUGAGAAGCACGCGCCAUCCUCACACGUGGAAGCUGAUGAAUGACUUAAAUUCACUUAUUAAUGACCUCUGCAAUUGCGAUGACAACACGGAUGUUAAUGCUAAUGUCACCUGUAUGAUGAAGAUGCUUACAGAUUUUCUCAUAAUGACCCCAAAGGAUGGCGCAGAUGGAUCCGAGCAAUAUCUACAAAUAUUUAUUCACUCCUCUGUUCCUGCAGCACUGGUAAAACUUUAUGUAUCUCCUUCUCUAACUACCAAACAAGCGGCUCGUGAAUGUAUUUGUCAAUUUAUUGAUUCAUUUAAGACACUUUUCGCCAGUCCUGUAUAUAAGCAGUUUUCUCCUAUAUUGUUCGAGUUUUGUAAGAUUUUAAGAGGGGCUGUGAGUGUUGACGAUGCUUUAUAUAUAUUUUGCCGGAGUAGUUUAGCUUCAAUGAUGGAGUGGUAUGUAUGUGAUGUCAAGUGUGUGCCAAGAUUGCAGGAUGUUUUUCCUUUUUUUCGUGAGUUGGCAACAAGGUUAUCACGUGCUUUAGAAUUGAGUGUGCAAUCAGCUGAGUUUAUACCGUUAUCGGACAGUGAUGUGUGUGAGUUUAUUAAGUUUAUGCACCCCGUGAAGUGUGCAAUAUGGCGUCCAGAAGCAUUUGGCAGUCCGGUCAGUUUCCGUUCCUUGAUGCAACGGGAAACAGGAAAUGAAUGUUUUGAGAUUGAAGGUGUGCAUCGUGUUUUUUGUGACUUGCUGGAAAAAUUGGAGUUGUGUCUAAAGAAACUGGGUUUGAUAAACGAAGAAAGAGGUGAGGCUAUUGUAAGCUGUUGGUCUCAAUAUCUUUUAAUCCUAAAGGAGUUAGAAAGCAUUUCAAAGUUGUACAAGGGUAUGGAGGAAAUGUUUUGGGAGAAGAUAAGGCAAAGAAGAGUUGAAUUGUGCUUUCUGAUAGUUAGACUAUCAAAAAAGUCUACGGAUUAUCAGUGGAUUCUUGAGCACAAGGAGGUAACAAAUUUUAAGAUAAGGCAGCAGUUUGCCUUGAAGAUGCUUCAAGAAGGGAGGCACAAGAAUGAGAAGUUGUACGAGAUGCUCAUUUGCAGGUCUCGUUUGUUUGAACAAUCAUUUGAGUACAUUGGACGUGCAAGUCCUAAGUCGCUGCAAGGCCAGUUAUUUAUUCAGUUUGAGAAUGAAGAAGCCACCGGGCCUGGUGUGUUGAGGGAGUGGUUUUCCUUGGUAUGUGAAGCAAUUUUCAACCCUCAGAAUGCUCUAUUUGUUUCAUGCCCAAAUGACGGGAGAAGGUUUUUCCCAAAUCCAGCGUCUAAAGUGGAUCCCUUGCACCUUGAGUAUUUUACUUUCUCCGGCAGGAUGAUUGCGUUGGCCUUGUUGCAUAGAGUACAAAUAAGCAUUGCGUUUGAUCGUGUGUUCUUUUUGCAAUUAGCCGGGGAGGAUAUUUCGUUUGAAGACAUUAGGGAUGCAGAUCCCUACUUGUACAGUGGCUGCAAGAAGAUACUGGAGAUGGAUACGAAUACGGUGGAUGAAGAUGUCCUAGGCCUAACAUUUGUUUGUGAAGAUGAAGAAUUGGGAUCCAGGAAAGUGGUGGAGCUUUGCCCUGAUGGGAAAAAUACGUUAGUUAACAGUGAGAAUAGGGAUAACUAUGUUAAUCUUCUUGUUAAACACCGUUUUGUCACAUCAAUUGCUCAGCAGGUAGCCCAUUUUGCUCAAGGUUUUGCUGACAUAAUUACUGACCAGCAGCUCCGGAAAUCCUUUUACCAGAUAUUAGAUCAUGAAGACCUUAACAGGAUGCUUCAUGGGAGUAAAACUGUUGUUUCUGUAAAAGACUGGAAAGAACAUACGAAUUACAACGGCUACAAAAUAGAUGAUCCUCAAAUAUCCUGGUUCUGGGAGAUAGUUGGAAGUAUGUCGGCUGAGCAGAGAAAUGUGCUUCUCUUCUUCUGGACUUCGAUCAAGUCUCUGCCUGUUGAGGGCUUUGGUGGUCUAGAUUCGAAACUUCACAUCUACCGAACUUCAGUCUCUCAUGAUUGCUUGCCUUCCUCGCGCACAUGCUUUUACUACCUGUGUUUUCCUCCUUAUCCGUCUAUGGAUGUCAUGCAAAAUCGUCUUAACAUAAUCACUCAAAAUUAUGUUGGUUGCAGCUUUGGUGCACAGUGA
Molecule: messenger RNA, 2490 nt
Organism: Solanum pennellii
Lineage: Eukaryota; Viridiplantae; Streptophyta; Magnoliopsida; Solanales; Solanaceae
Product: E3 ubiquitin-protein ligase UPL5-like
Exons: 4
Coding region: 1-2490 (829 amino acids)
Biological process (GO): protein polyubiquitination; positive regulation of protein catabolic process; proteasome-mediated ubiquitin-dependent protein catabolic process
Molecular function (GO): ubiquitin-protein transferase activity; protein binding
Source: RefSeq, a predicted model, not a curated record